CUUUGCUGGGGCGUGCUGCGUUUGUUUGUCUCGGCGGCAGAGGAGGGAAAGUGCAGUUCCCGACAAGGAUCGACAGGGCGGCGGAUCAUGGCACCUAUUGGAGGGACCCCGAAAAACAAGAAGGGUAUUCUUGAACGUCUAGAUGCUGGAGAAAUUGUGAUUGGUGAUGGAGGAUUUGUCAUUGCUCUCGAAAAGAGGGGAUAUGUAAAAGCUGGGCCUUGGACUCCAGAAGCUGCUCUAGAACACCCAGAAGCAGUUCGUCAGCUGCAUCGAGAAUUCCUCAGGGCUGGAUCAAAUGUUUUACAGACAUUCACCUUUUAUGCCAGUGAUGACAAAUUAGAAAACAGGGGGAACUAUGUAGCUGAUAAACAUUCUGGCAAGAAAGUAAACGAAGCAGCCUGUGAUAUUGCAAAAGAAGUGGCUCAAGAAGGGGAUGCUUUGGUGGCUGGAGGCGUCAGCCAAACCCCUUCAUACUUAAGUAGCAAGAGUGAAGCUGAAGUUAAAUCAAUCUUUCGAAAGCAGCUAGAGGUUUUUACUAAAAAGAAUGUGGACUUCUUAAUUGCAGAGUAUUUUGAACAUGUGGAAGAAGCUGUGUGGGCAGUUGAAACCUUAAAAGAAGCUGGGGUUCCAGUUGCAGCAACUCUUUGUAUUGGUCCAGAAGGAGAUAUGCAUGGCAUAUUACCUGGAGAAUGUGCUGUCAAACUUGUAAACGCUGGUGCUUCUAUUGUUGGAGUGAACUGCCAUUUUGAUCCAGCUACUUCCCUCAAAACUCUGAAACUCAUGAAGGAGGGCUUGGCAGCUGCUAAACUAAAAGCGCACCUCAUGUCACAGCCACUUGCGUUUCAUACUCCGGACUGUGGGAAGCAGGGGUUCAUUGAUCUACCUGAAUUUCCUUUUGCUUUGGAGCCAAGAAUUCUAUCCAGAUGGGAUGUUCACAAAUAUGCAAGAGAGGCCUAUAAUUUGGGGGUUCGAUAUAUUGGAGGGUGCUGUGGGUUUGAACCAUAUCACAUCAGAGCAAUUGCCGAGGAGCUGGCCCCUGAAAGAGGAUUUUUACCACAAGCCUCUGAAAAACAUGGCAGCUGGGGAAGUGAAUUGAGCAUGCAUACCAAACCAUGGGUCAGAGCAAGGGCUAGGAAGGAAUACUGGGAGAAUCUCUUGCCUGCUUCAGGAAGACCAUAUUGCCCCUCACUGUCAAAGCCAGAUGCCUGGGGGGUCACCAAAGGGGAUGCUGAGUUGAUACAGCAGAAAGAAGCAACAUCUGAACAACAGCAGAAAGAACUCUUCAAAAGACAGAAAUUCAAAUCCAGCACUGUAGCAUAGAUUAUUAGCAAUUUUGUCUAUGCAAAAUCAAGCAUGUCACUGUAUAAUUGACAACUCAGUGGAAAGAUCAGACAGAAUUUAUUAAUUGCAAGUUGGAAGUAUAAUAAAUCUCAAAACACUUUUAAAAAAUUAAAA
Podarcis raffonei (Aeolian wall lizard) is the source of this 1455-nucleotide messenger RNA. RefSeq names its product betaine--homocysteine S-methyltransferase 1. The record is from RefSeq and is a predicted model, not a curated record. Bases 88 to 1320 code for a protein of 410 amino acids. Gene Ontology annotation, molecular function: betaine-homocysteine S-methyltransferase activity; zinc ion binding. The transcript is spliced from 8 exons. Lineage: Eukaryota; Metazoa; Chordata; Lepidosauria; Squamata; Lacertidae.